AUGAACUGUUUUCAGACUGUUAUCCUCGCCCUUGCUGUUUUUGGUCUCGCACAUACCGUCGAGGCGUUUACGAGGAUUUCUGCGCCUCUUGCAAGACCAACCACAACACUUGGCCCAGUUGCUCGGAAUGGAUUGGGAUACGAAGAAAUAGAGAUUGGAACCGGAAGGAAUGUCUUUCCUGGCGACGCAGUCCUGUGUUACUAUGUUGGACAAUAUAAAACAGCAAACCUGUUGGGUGAGAAGACAGUAACUUUUGAUGAAACCUUGCCAGGUGAACCUGCCGAGUUUAUUGUUGGAAAAGGUCAGGUUAUCCCCGGAUUUGAUAUUGGUAUCUGCGGCGAUAUGACUUUGGAUAUUCCUGCAAUGAAGAUUGGAGGCGACCGCAAGCUAGUAAUCCCUUCUGCUCUUGCAUAUGGUGAAAGAGGUGCUGGAGACAGCAUUCCACCAAACACAGAUCUUGAGUUCCAAGUCUCCGUUCUCAGUGCUACUAGUAAAGAAGGUCUCAGCAAAGAUGUUCUGCUCAAGGGGUUUGCCGGACUGGGUGGAUUCCUAGUCUUUAUGGCUGGAUUUGGAUACAUAUUGUUGCAGACUGUAUUUCUGAAGCAUUAG
Molecule: messenger RNA, 609 nt
Organism: Cylindrotheca closterium
Lineage: Eukaryota; Bacillariophyta; Bacillariophyceae; Bacillariales; Bacillariaceae
Source: the annotation of a GenBank genome assembly